Messenger RNA from Eubalaena glacialis (North Atlantic right whale), 974 nucleotides. It is a transcript of the gene IFITM5, whose product is annotated as interferon induced transmembrane protein 5. Gene Ontology annotation, cellular component: plasma membrane. The coding region runs from base 201 to 716 and encodes 171 amino acids. The record is from RefSeq and is a predicted model, not a curated record. Gene Ontology annotation, biological process: bone mineralization; bone morphogenesis. The transcript is spliced from 4 exons. Lineage: Eukaryota; Metazoa; Chordata; Mammalia; Artiodactyla; Balaenidae.
UGCAACCAGGAAGCGGGUCUCACCAGAACCCAUCCACGCUGGCACCCUGAUCUCAGACCUUCAGCCUCCAGAAAUGGUGGGCACUGGUGACCAGGUGAUGCGGCCAGUUCUGGGGACAGAGGAGCUGUGGUUUCAGCAGCCCUGGUCCGGAGGAGCCCCGCCUAGCCCUGCCCUCAAGCCGAGGCAGCGGCCCACCCACCAUGGCCCUGAGCUGCGGCGGGCCGGUCAGCCGGGCGGCGGCGGGGGCUAUAAGCGGCCGGGGCGCCCACCCUCGAAGCAGGAGUCCGAGCGAGGAGACGGCGCUGGAACCCAUGGACACGUCGUACCCCCGCGAGGACCCCCGGGCCCCGACGCCCCGCAAGGCCGACGGCACCGCCCACACGGCCCUCACGCUGGGGGCGCCGCGACCCCCACCUCGAGACCACUUGAUCUGGUCGGUGUUCAGCACCCUCUACCUGAACCCGUGCUGCCUCGGCUUCCUGGCGCUGGCCUACUCCAUCAAGGCCCGAGACCGGAAGGUGACCGGAGAUCUGGAAGCAGCCCGGCGGCUCGGCUCCAAAGCCAAGUGCUACAACAUCCUGGCCGCGGUGUGGGCUCUGGUGCCGCCUCUGCUGCUUCUGGCGCUGGUGGUGACCGGCGCGCUGCACCUGUCCCGGCUGGCCAAGGGCUCCGCCGCCUUCUUCAGCACCAAGUUCGACGACUCAGACUAUGAUUGACAGGCUGGGCCCUGUCCCCGCCCUGACCCAGGGACCCCAACCCCGGGGGCUCCACCCUCAUCACCCGGAACCCUGACUUGCCUACGGGCCUGAGGCCCACCCUCCAGCCCCGGCCUGGGCACCUAACACUGACCCUGAAGAUCCUCCACGGGGACCCCAGGGCCUUACCCUCACCUCGAUGCCCCCAGGCCAGCUCCUCCCUCCCCAGUCACCAGGCUCAGCCUCAGUUUCACAAUUAAAAGCGCCUGGCUCCAGAAA